Molecule: messenger RNA, 564 nt
Organism: Penicillium cosmopolitanum
Lineage: Eukaryota; Fungi; Ascomycota; Eurotiomycetes; Eurotiales; Aspergillaceae
Exons: 3
Coding region: 1-564 (187 amino acids)
Source: RefSeq, a predicted model, not a curated record
AUGAGGUCAACACUGACCUUUAGGGUCCUUUCCCACCUUAUCAUAUUCUCAACUCUACUCACCCCUUCCCUCUCCUUCGACAGCGCAUCCUGGUCAAGUUCUAGCGCCAACAGACCCGAUUCCACGCGUACUUCCAACGCAGGCCCUCUCACGACAGUCUUCACCCCGCCUGCUUCUUGCUUUACCCCACACACCAGCGCAUACUAUGGUAUGCCAUAUUUGAUACAGGGUGUUGAUGGACCGAAUGGUGAUGACUGUGUGCCGGAAGGUUGGAAGUUCGAUCGCUAUUAUAGUCCCGGCCAAUGUCCGUCAGGUUAUAAGGCUUUGGCUUCGACUACAACUGCUUGGGCUGCAACGGCUUCGGCUAUUCAGAUUCGAUUCCAGGCUAGUGAUUCCUCGGUUGUUCCUGUUCCGACGGAAUCUUUUAAAUUGCCCAUGCCUAAGAAGGAGCUCAGUACCGGAGAGAAGGCGGGUAUUGGUAUUGGUGCUGCGGCGGGUGUUAUUUUGCUUGGUCUUGGGGGGGUUCUUUGGGUGGAGGUUUUGGAAGAAAAGAAGAUUGUCUAA